Molecule: messenger RNA, 3844 nt
Organism: Gracilinanus agilis (Agile Gracile Mouse Opossum)
Lineage: Eukaryota; Metazoa; Chordata; Mammalia; Didelphimorphia; Didelphidae
Gene: GDF11
Product: growth differentiation factor 11
Exons: 3
Coding region: 1-843 (280 amino acids)
Biological process (GO): SMAD protein signal transduction
Cellular component (GO): extracellular region
Molecular function (GO): growth factor activity; cytokine activity
Source: RefSeq, a predicted model, not a curated record
AUGGAUCCCCAUGAUCUGGGCUCCCCUCAUCUCUUCAAUGCCGACCCCCCAUCGGACCCUGCCGUGCAGACAGAUGGCAGCCCCCAUUGUUGCCACUUCCACUUCAGCCCCAAAGUAAUGUUCACAAAGGUGCUGAAGGCCCAGCUGUGGGUGUACUUGAGGCCGGUCCCCCGCCCUGCCACCGUCUACCUGCAGAUCCUUCGCCUGAAGCCCCUGGGUGGGGAAGGAACCACAGGAGGUGGGGGUGGGAGUGGAGGCGGGGGUCGGCGCCACAUCCGGAUCCGAUCCCUCAAGAUUGAGUUGCACUCCAGAUCAGGCCAUUGGCAGAGCAUCGACUUCAAGCAGGUGCUGCACAGCUGGUUCCGGCAGCCUCAGAGUAACUGGGGCAUCGAGAUCAACGCCUUCGAUCCCAGUGGCACUGACCUGGCUGUUACGUCCCUGGGGCCAGGGGCUGAAGGGCUGCACCCAUUUAUGGAACUUCACGUGCUGGAGAACACCAAACGCUCCAGGAGGAAUCUGGGCCUCGACUGUGACGAGCAUUCGAGCGAGUCCCGGUGCUGCCGAUACCCACUCACCGUGGACUUUGAGGCCUUCGGCUGGGACUGGAUCAUCGCGCCCAAACGCUACAAGGCCAACUACUGCUCUGGCCAGUGCGAGUACAUGUUCAUGCAGAAGUACCCGCAUACCCACCUGGUGCAGCAGGCCAAUCCCCGAGGCUCCGCUGGGCCCUGUUGUACUCCCACCAAGAUGUCCCCCAUCAACAUGCUCUAUUUUAACGAUAAGCAGCAGAUUAUCUACGGCAAGAUCCCCGGCAUGGUGGUGGAUCGCUGUGGCUGCUCUUAAGGUGGGGGAUGAGAGGGACCCUCUCCCCCACAAACCCCCCUGGAUCCCCAGCCCUGACCCCUCCCCCCUAACCCAGGCCCUGGAGCUCCCCCCUCGACCCCUCUUAAAGGAAAUUCCCCAUCCCACCCCAAGCAGUGUGCAAUACAGCCGAGGAAGGUAGGGGAUAGAGACAAAGAGGGGUGAGGGAUCUGUGGGGGAAGGAGAGGAGGGCAAUGGGCAAGUUGGGGGACUGUUUGGGAUUUGCAGGUGAGGGUGUGUGGAAAAGAAGAGAUAGAGGGAGAGAGUGAAGUAGACAGAGAAUAGAGACAGGCAGGAGGACAAGGAUAGAAGAGUUGUAAGCAGGACAGAGGGAGGAAAGAGGCAGAAGAGACUAGGCAGAGAGGAAGUCAAGUGAGAAACAUAGGGACGGAUAGGGACAGAGAGUGAGCCUCACACCAAGUCUUUUUUUUCUUUGGCCUGGUGAAGGGUUUGGGGUGACAUGGGGCAUCCCGUGCACCGUGGCCCAUCUAGGAGGAAAUGGGCAAUUAAACUCAGGCCCAGAUUUCCCUCCUUCUCAUAGUGGACAACAAGGUCAGGGGGUAGGAAUUGGGGAUGGCAAAGAGUGGGAAGGAUUUUGACGUUUUAUUUAUUUAUUUAUUGUGAUUUUUCAUUUCUGGUGUUUGGCUUUACAUGAAGGAGAUUCCACCUCCCCCUCCCCACCCCUUUCCACUGUGCCCUACUUUACUCCUUAAACUAGGGAGCCCGGCUGGAAGCACCCCAAUACCCACCCACUCAAGCACUUGUAUAAAACAUCCAGGGUUGGGAACUAGGGGCAGAGGGAGUCCAAAUAUGUUCCCCUACAAAUCUCCCUUUCCAAUUUAACCGUACAUAGAGCCAGUGGUUCUAGGCAGUCAGGCCCAGAAAGGAGAAUGAGGGGGUGGGUCAUAUGGGAGGGAGGAGAGAGGAGCAGAACCACAUUCAGGUCUGAGCGUUGCAAGAGACUCCAAGAUGGACCCUUUCCCAGUCCAGUGAUGACGGAGCAGUGUGCACAAAUGCCCCCUAGCUAAGAGAGACCAAAGAGCCUGUGGUAUCCUUCCCCUUGCCAUUUUCAGGUCAGUAAAAGGAGGGGGCCAUAGCUUGAAACUAGAGGGUCCCCUGAGUAGUCUGUCUUGAGGGAAAGAAAACAGGAGCUGGUAUCCGGGAGAGUAUAGGCUGGGAGGGUAGUGGUGAUUCUCACCCAAGGCUUUGAAAUAAAAAAUGACUGCCCUGGGCUGAGAUUGGAGAGUAGCAGACCAAGGGAAGGAGGAAUUCUAUGGAAAGAGAAGUAUUCUGAGACCCACAAGCUCAGGGCAAGCAAGGAAGGGGGGAAACAAGAGAGUAGUUAUUUGAAUCAUGAUUUUUAUCUUUUUUUUUUGGAAGUGUACACAUCCAAAAGCAAGCCUGUGUGGUGGUAGGGGAUAAUGGAGGAUGAUGACAGCAGACAGCAGGCUAGUUAAAGUGGAGGAGGGAGAGAUGGGUUCCAAGGGCAAGUCAUUCUCCUGUCCCUUUCCCCAAUUCCUAACUCUGCACUCCCUUCCAGUCUCCCCUUCUCUCCCCUUCCCUCCCCCCUAAUGCCUCGGUUCCCUCCUCUUGGUGGAACAGAAGCAGCAAGCAGCUGAAGCAAAGAGAUGAAUCCUGAGCACUUACCACGGGCACUUUACGGACAUGAAAUACCUCUCUAUAUUUGGGGGAGCAGGGGCGGAGGGUGGGCCAGGGCAAAUGCUGGAGGAAUGAAGUCGAAGGCCACAGAAGUCUGGUGGGUGAGGAAGUAGUGUAUGGUGAGGAAAGGGAUGGGCCCUCAACAAGGUGAGAGGAUUCUCCAGGACUUGGGUUCAUCCAAUAUUGCCUCUACUGGUCUAUUUUUCAUCUAGGAUUCCUGGGGCUCUCUCUGGUCUUGUCGAAGGGUAGAGAGAUGUUAAGUGGAGUAGGCAAAGCUCCGAGUGGUCACAAUUGUGACCAGCAGGAGCCUUAGAGGGCCAAAGUCAAAGGCACCAGGAAGACUUAAAUGUUUUUGGGAAGUUUACUCAAAAGGCCCAAAUUCUAGCCUGCCUUAGGGAGGGGAUGAUGGAGGCCUUGGUAUUCUUUUUCCCAUUCUCCAGAGGGGUGGGUCAAUGUCUCCUUCACCCUACCUCCCAAUCUUGGCAGGUUCUCCAGGCUUGCCCCUCCAGCCCUGUUCUUUAAUUUCUUAUCACUCUAAUCCCAAGAAAAACUAUCCCCGUCCCACCACCACUCCACAUCCCUGGUGGGGAGGGUAGAACCAGAGAGGUCAAGAUCAGAAGAUGACUCCUCCAAAAUUAAACACUUGAUCUCAGGCCCAGGGGCCAGGCAAAGGGCAGGGGCAUCAUUUGACCUCCCAAUAUAGGUUCUAAGGGAAACUGGAGCCUUGAACUUGUGGGGGAUACUUAGAAGACACCCCCAUUCCUACCAAAUAAAGACCUUGGGGGAAUCUAAGGCUCCUUCUCUUUUGGACACAAACCUAUUGAGUCUCAACCCCUGUCCCCCCAAAGAGGUUAUUAGAGACAGGGCUCAGAGACACAGGAGCCAGGGAAUGCUACCCUGCUUCAAGUAUGGACCAAGCCAGUGCCCCCUUUGAACAUAUCAUUAUAAUUAUUAUUUGCUUUUGUGUAUAUGUCACACUGUGUACGUGAACAACUUUGUUUCUGUAUCGGUCAUCUGAAGGCUGGGGUGUAUAAGGGAGAAGGGAUGUCAGGGGGCAUAGGGAGGCCUUAAAAGAAUUACAGAGGACUUGACCAAACAGUCUCCCAAAGGAUGCACGGAAAUGAAGACAUGGGGCAGUUUCUGAGUUAAGUGACAUAGGACAGAGAUAGCCAUUGGCCCUUUUUGGGGUUUUUAAAAAAUGUUCUUUGGCAUUUUUUGGGGUGGUCACAUGACCCAAUCUAGCACUUGAACCUGAAAGAAAAAAUAAAGUUAAAGAGUUUAGCAUUGAGCUCUCCUCCUCCUAUAGCCAAAUGAGCUAGAAGGG